UUUUUCUUUCAACGUAGCUAAAUAACAUCAAUCCUUUUAUUCCCAUAUGAUACGACCGCACCGCAAUAAAAAUAAUUGCAUUUAAAAAUUUAACAACAAAACCUACUUAAUUCGAUGCCAACUUCUUUUGACAAAUGUCACUAAAUAAGGAAGAACACAAUUCCCGGAACUUAAAAAUGGGUGAUAAAUCGAUUUUGACAAAAGGCCAGGAACUCAGCGUUACUGAUCAGCUGAUAUCUGAAUUAUUAUUGAGUCCAAACAGCCCAGCUAAAUCUUGCCAAUCACCGUCAGGCACCGAACCUCAAAGGGAUUAUUUUUUUUCCAGAUUACCUUGGAGAAAAAAAGUUGGCAACAGUAAAUCCAAAAAUACAGUUCAAAUUGAGAGGGGUAGCGAUGAAAAUGGCUCCAACGAAAACAACGCGGGAAGGAUGGGAUUGGAUUCUAAUGCGAUUGCGGAGUCUCCUCCUCCCAUGAUUUCCAAAGAUUUUGGAAGGGUAGUGGACUUUGACACUGUGGAAGAUCCGGCAUUGGGCACUGUUUCUACCAAAUCAUUUCAAGAUAAUUAUGAAGCAGCUAUCCAAUCAUUCGAUUCUUCUACCCCGCAUUCCUUAAAUAAUGACGAAUAUAUGACAACCGAACAACCCAACAUGCUUCGCGACUCUGGACAAAUUCGAAAAAGAAAAUAUCACGUGACAAAAGGGCUAAAAAAAUCCAAAACUACCGAUUUGACCAAUCAGGAGUCAUUACAUUUUCCGAUGUCACGUUUGGGGACUUUAGAUCAAGUAGACGAUAUUUCGCCUCCCGUGACGCUUUUGAGUCAUAAUCGCAAGGAGUCGUCCGAUCGUUUUAAAAAAUCUGGUGGUGCUCAUAGCGUAAAUAUGCCCGCCGUAAGUAGGAGGCGUAUCAGUAGCCAGCAAUAUUCCUUGACCAACCCUUUGAAUCUUUCCCUCGUGAAUCCUUCGAAUGCUCCUCAUCCCGGGCAAUAUGAUAUGACGCCUAGUGCUGGACCUCGCAAGCUUUUCGUCCAACUCGAUGAGUAUUGCGCGGACGAGUACGGGCUGACGGGUCGCCAUUAUUGGAAAGAGAUCGCCCGAUGGAUCAAAUACGAGGAGGACCUGGAGGAAAGUUCUAGUCGGUGGGGGAGGCCUCACGUGCCGAUACUUUCGUUCCACGGGCUUGCUGAGCUCAGGAAGAGGCUCGAAAUCGGGAGCAUAAUGCUGGACCUGGAAGAAACGGAUUUUAUGGAUAUCAUGCGACGGAUUUGCCGCGAAUUAAGGGACGAUGGUCACAUACGAACCGAGGAAAUGGAGCCUUUGCUCAAUUGUUUGACCAAACCUCACAAACACUACAAUAAGAAGAAAUCGAUUCUGCCGGACCCUAAGAGAUCUUUGCAAUACAUUUCCUCCAAAAUAUCGAUGUCAAAAAUUACUACGCGAAACGAAACUAAGGAAAGGGAAUAUUUAGGGCGCGAAAACGCAUCCUUCAUAGGUCCGAACACUGAUCGCGAUCAUAAUCCAGAUGUGAAUCACCCCGAGACAUCCGUCAAUAAUUUGACCCGUCAACCCGUUUCUAUCAAAUUUUCGAAACCGUUAUCGUCAUCAAUCCCUCCUGGUUCGUCUCAACCCACUUCUUCCUCACUCAUUUCCCGGCUUCUUAAUUCCUUUCAAGAUCGCCACCCUAGAUGGUUUUCCUCCGAUGCGCAGAGCAAGCAAAGCUCGCGCGAUAAUGUUCCUUAUCCCGAUUAUCCCCGUGAAUCCGCCAUAGUCAUGAUCGGAUUGGCGCGCUUUCUGGCCUCCACCAAUAACAACCAAAUUACGGCUUUCGUUAGACUCAAAAAUCCCGUGCUUUUCCCGACAGGAAUUUUGGAAAACUCGCAAAUUCCCGUCCGAUUUCUUUUUGUCAUUUUAGGUGGGGGACCUGUCAAGGUUUUCGGUGAUCCCUCCAAAAUAAAGAAUGACCCGGAAGUAGCUAUAACCGCCAAUCCAGAUGCCCAGCUCACGAAAGAUGACGAUGCCUUAUAUUAUAGAGAGCUCGGAAGGGCUUUUGCUACGCUGUUGUCGAACGAGGUAUUUAACGAGAUAGCUUACCGGGCGCGGUCUUGCAAGGAUUUAACCUCUGGCUUCAAUAGCUUCCUCAAGAAUUCUAUAGUACUUCCGCCCGGCGAAUUCGGCCGUUCAACUCUCAUGCCCAUAACCCACCUUUAUAAAGAACAACUUAACCGUAAAAGGGUUCACAAGGAUCAAAUGGAAUGGGCCAAAAAUAAAGGAUUGAGCAAAAAGAUGGAGGGUAAAAUGCCUUCUAAGGACGACGAUUCCCUGCCUUCAUGCCGAGGCCUUUGUUCUCCGCCUUUCGCCGGGUUGAUCGCCGAUUAUAAACGCAAGUUGCCCUUUUAUGCCAGCGAUUUCACCAGCGCUUUCAAGCUUCAAUGCGUCUCGACCUUCCUAUUCAUUUACUUUGCGUGCCUGUCCCCGUGUAUCACAUUCGGUGGCAUAUUAAGUACCAAUACCGAAAAUUGGAUGGGCGUGUCCGAGAUGAUGAUGGCCACGGCUCUGGGAGGCUGCAUUUUUGCCCUAUUCAGCGGACAGCCGCUGACCAUUAUCGGUGCCACCGGGCCUAUAUUAAUCUUCGAAAACAGUUUAUACAAGUUUAGCAUUCAAAAUCGCCUGAACUACUUAUCUUUUCGCGUAUGGGUGGCGAUGUGGGUUUUCAUUAUAACUCUCAUUUUUUUGGCGGUCCAAGGCGGCUACUUGAUCAAAUACCUCACCCGAUUUAUACAGGAAAUAUUUUCGAUCAUCAUCUCAUUCAUUUACAUCUACGAAACUUUCACCAAUUUGAUCAUGAUGUUCCGACAACAUCCUCUUCUUCCUGAUUAUUGUCACCUCAACAUAACCAUAGACCCCUCUUUGGACGGAGGCAAAUCGACCCUAGAUUUUUUCUCCUUUUUCUUUCCCAGAAUUCCACCCUCUGCCCUGACCUCUCACACUACGGCGAUCAACGAGAAUUUCGAAAGGUUUAGGUAUCCAGUUGACACGGGGAGUGUUGGUAAUGUGUCGCGCGCUAACGGUUACGUGUACAAGAUCCCUUACUACGAGCUACGCUUCCCAUCCGAUUACAGCUUGGUAGAGUUGGGUGCUGGCAAGCAUCUGCAAUUUGAAUCAUAUGUGUCACGGUUCUCCGUUACUCGGCCUAACACGGCCCUCUUCUGCACUCUCCUCAUCUUCGGCACAUUUUUUAUCGCCUACUUCCUCAAGGUUUUCCGGAACAGCAAAUUUUUUGGCCGGAAUGCCAGGCGUGCCUUAGCCGAUUUCGGGGUCCCCAUCGCGAUCUUUACGAUGCUGGGUGUCGCUCACCUGGUGGGGCGGAACGUAUACACGCCUAAAUUGAACGUACCUAACUCCCUCACUCCCACGGCUCCUCAUAAAAGGGGUUGGAUCAUUAGACCCCUUCAUGGUGGGGCUACACCACAAUUGCCCUCGGUGGGAGGUAUUAAUGCGCCAACGUUUUAUAACUUCACGGCCCCCAAAGUGGAUCCGUAUGCCGUCCCCGCCUAUUUAUACUCCAACGUUUCCGUACGGUACAUUUUUGUAGCCAUCUUUCCUGCCCUCAUGAUUUUCACGCUACUUUUCCUGGAGGGCAUGAUAACUAGCCAUAUCGUUAACCGCAAAGACAGAAAGUUCAUCAAAGGUGCUGGAUACAACAUGGAUUUGCUCAUACUAGGAAGCCUUCCUUUAUUGCAUUCCUUCCUAGGACUUCCGUUUAUAAGCGGGGCGACCGUUAGAUCUUUAGCCCACGUAUCUAGUCUGACAGUUUAUAGUAGAAAUCACACCCCAGGGGAGUCUCCCGCGAUCAUAGGCGUAUUGGAGCAAAGAGUAACCGCGUUCUCGGUGGCUCUGUGCAUUGGAGUCUCCAUAUUUUUUAGCACCUUUUUACAGAAAAUUCCGAUUGCUAUACUGUUUGGUAUAUUUCUUUAUUUGGGAAUAUCGUCCUUAAAGGGUGUCCAAUUCUUCGACCGUAUUCUCAUAAUAUUGAUGCCCCUUAAACAUUACCCGACUCUAAGUUACGUCCAAAAAACUGGGCUAUUCAAACUUCACUUUUACACCCUCAUCCAAAUCUCGUGCCUGAUCGCGCUCUGGGCGGUUAAAUCCUCGGUGGCCGCCCAGGCAUUUCCUUUUGUCCUCAUAAUUUACAUCCUGAUUCGCUUUCAACUCAAGUGGAUAUACACCCCCGCCGAGUUGUACGAGUUGGAUAAGGAUGAUAUGGACGAUAAUUCUGACGACGAAAUUGACGUGAAUGAAGAAGUCCACAUGCCCAUCUAAUAAAAUAACUUCUUCCGCUCAACAUAAUUUAUUCCUUCCAUUAUUUUUUUUUACAAAUUAUUGGACAAAAUUUAAAGCUCAAAUUAUCUACAUUGUAUUUUUUACCUUACUUUAUGCAGAUUUAUUAAAUUGAUUUUGAACGGGUUUAAUAUUAUAUUAAAAUGCAAUUAUUAUGCCAUUUAUAUAUAUAUAUUUUUUUAAAAACAUAUUUUUAUAAACGUAUUUAUCGUUAAUCAUUGAUUUAUUUAUAUCAGAUUUGUUAAAAAUACAUCCCUCUAUAAAUAUUAAUUUUUUUUUAAAAAUAAAAUCAGAAUUCAUAAAUUUCAAGAAUGUCAAAAUCGUUACUUAUGUAUUUGGAAAUAAAUUAUAAUAGUAGUAUAAAUAUAUAUAUAUCAAAGAAUAAUAAUCCAAAUAUCAACCAUA
Molecule: messenger RNA, 4739 nt
Organism: Gordionus sp. m RMFG-2023
Lineage: Eukaryota; Metazoa; Nematomorpha; Gordioida; Chordodea; Parachordodidae
Product: anion exchange protein 3-like
Exons: 23
Coding region: 135-4316 (1393 amino acids)
Biological process (GO): monoatomic anion transport; monoatomic ion homeostasis; bicarbonate transport
Cellular component (GO): plasma membrane
Molecular function (GO): solute:inorganic anion antiporter activity; monoatomic anion transmembrane transporter activity
Source: RefSeq, a predicted model, not a curated record